Molecule: messenger RNA, 2859 nt
Organism: Amphimedon queenslandica
Lineage: Eukaryota; Metazoa; Porifera; Demospongiae; Haplosclerida; Niphatidae
Exons: 4
Coding region: 158-2749 (863 amino acids)
Biological process (GO): signal transduction
Molecular function (GO): protein binding
Source: RefSeq, a predicted model, not a curated record
GUAAAUCUCUGGAUAUUUUUAGUGGCUUUGCCUUUUUUCUGAAAUUUCUGUCUUUCUUUGUUGUAGACCUCUUGGACAAGUCAACCCUGAAUUCUACUAAAGUCAUAAUAGGUGGUGGUUAAACUACAUCAUAGUCUUGUAAAUUUAUCUACAAAUCAUGAAAACUGUGGGAGAGGUGUCAUCUUUUGCUUUAUUUAUUUUUGUAAUUAAUUUAGUAUAUUACAUCUUCAUUCAGCUGAUUGGCUAUAUCCUUGAUUUGAUCUUUAUUAGCCCAAAUCUUGUGACUGGUAUUAUUAUGAUAGUGAGUAACAUUACAUUUAUAUCAGCGGUUACAUUAUGGCUAAAAUCUCUCCCAGCACCUACAGAUGACUACGAUAAAAAAUACAUGGAAAAAGUGGAUGAAAAGGUUGAAACAAAGUUGAAGAUUAUAUCCUGCAUGACAGUAGGUCCACCAACAGUUGGUAAGACAACACUAAGAGAACAACUACGUAAUAACAAACAAAAAAAGGAUUGCAAGAGACCACUUAGUACACAAGUUGCAGACAAAAUCAAAAAAUUUCAAUUCACAGCUGGUAACAACAAAUGGAACCACAUGACAAGUGAUGAGGAGCUCACAGGGUUUGUUAAAGGACUUGAAAAAGAGCAAACUUCUUUAGUGGCUAUUGUGUUUGCUUCUCUUUUUUUCAUAGCACCAACAUGGAUGGCAAUUGUAGUAUUUUGUAUCAAAGAAAAUGAGAAUGAGAACUUAAGCCACUUAAAGUUUUUCAAAUAUUUAAUCCUAACAGUUUCUUGUCAAGUACUGUUCAUGAUGGUAUUAUGUGAUAACCCUAUACCUCCACACAUUUACAAAAACAUAACUAUUGAAUUUGUGAGGAAUACCAUCAGUAAAAAAAUAUUCAAAAAGACGCCACCAAUUUAUUCUGAUACUUUGUUAGUUCAUUUCAGAGACAGUGGAGGCCAACCAGAAUUUCAUGAAGUCAUACCAGCACUAAUGCCCCAAUCAACCUUAUACCUUAUAAUGUUUAAUCUUAAUGAGGACCUUGAGAAGGAGUACAAUGUAACUUAUAAAGCAAGUGAAGAAGAUACAAGUGCAAGGUAUAAAAGCAGUUUUACUGUCAAAGAAACUAUACUACAAAUACUAGCAAGCAUACAAUCUCUUCAUAAUUAUGAAAAACCAGGCAUUACUUCUAGUGCUCUUAUCAUUGGAACACAUAAAGAUAAGAUACAAGGUACAAGACAACUUCAACAGAUACAACAAGAAUUAGAGAAAGAGAUAAAAGGAACUGACUGGUACACAAGUGAUGCUAUAGCAACUACACCUAAUGGAGACCUUAUACUACCAAUUGAUACAUAUAAUCAUAAUGAUGUUGAGACAGUUAAAGAUAUGAUCAAACAGUCUACUGCUACUAGAAGCUACAAGGUACCAGUAACAUUCAUAGCACUGUACUUCACUAUUGAGAAAUUAAACAAACCAGUCAUGUCAUUCAAAGAAUUUAAAAAUCAUGCACGUGAUUGUAACAUUAAAUAUGAAGUUGAACUAAACCGAGUCUGCCAGUACCUUCAAGACACAAUGGGUGCUAUUCAAUACUUCAAAAAUAUUCCAGAGAUGAAAGAUAUUGUCAUAACUGAUCCACAAAUAUUGUUUGAUUUAGUCAAUGAGCUAAUAUUGUGCACCUUCACCUUCAAGAAUAUAAGAACAAUGGACAGUAGAAAUCAAGCAGAAAGAUUCCGUUUUUCAGGUCGUUUCACAAAACAAGUCUUACAAGAGUGUGAUAUAAUAAAGAGAGGCUUACUAACAGCAGAUCAAGUUAUACCUAUCCUGAUACAUUUGAGUAUAAUAGCACCAGUUGGUAUCAAUAGUAAAGGCUAUGAAGAAUAUUUCCUUCCUUAUGUCCUAGUCCAUGCUCCAGUAUCUGUACCUGCUAGUAUGCUAACUGUUGCUACUGGUUAUUCUCCAUUAUUAGUUACAUUUAAGUGUGGAUACACUCCUAGAGGAGUCUUUAGUUGUCUUAUUUCUUCUAUUCUGUGCUGUAAAGGUCAGUGGGUGUUAUCUUCUGAUAAAAUAUAUCGCAAUCAAGUUAUGUUUCAUCUCACUGAGCAUGGUCAUUAUGUUAUACUCAAAAAUUGCAUCAAACAUUUACAAGUUACCAUUACAGUGUGUCAUGGGUCUACUAUUUCUGAUGUUCCUUUUCCCAAAAUUCGAGGGUUCCUUUCACAGCAUUUGUCAAUCAUUAUAACCAAGCUGAGAUAUUCUGCCAGUAAAGUAGGUCAUUCAUUUGGUUUCUAUUGUACACUAGAGGAUCAUGCUACAAGUGAUCCUCAUAUAGCCCAGUGCAUCAGUAAUGUGCAGAAUCCACACAUAAAGUGUACUAUUGGUCCUUCUCCAAUGACAGCAUCUCUCACUCCAGAGCAAGCUAUCUGGUUCAAAGAUGAUUAUAAUUCUAAAAGAACAACCUUUGAUAUAACACAUCUCUCUAUGGUACUUCAGUUUCUAACUGAUAAUCAUUAUGAUGCUACUGCUUGGCGAAGGUUAGGACUAGCACUGGGAAUCUAUCAACUAACACUUAACAAGAUUGAGAGUGAUGCCAGAGGUAAAACAGAAGACUGUUUAAUAGAAUGUCUGUCAGCUUGGUUACGUCAAGAAGAUAAUGUGAAAGAAAGUGGAAUACCCAAUUGGUAUACUUUAGAAAAAGCACUUGAUUCUAUCAGACAACGCAGUAUUGCUGAUCUACAUUGUAGCUUAUGCUAGCAUUAACUUACAUGUAUAUGCACAUGAACCAAAAACUAUGCAUUACUAUAACUUAAACCAACAGACAGACACACACAUACAAACUAGCUGCAACAGAUAUAUCAUAGUAC